CGAAGGUAAGAUGAAGAAAAGCCCAACGGUACCAUUUGUGAAGUGUAUAUGGCAAGCCAGACACAACAGCAGUGACAGCAAGAGCAUGUGCGUUUGUGGUGUUGAUGAUGCGAGGGUGAAGGGAAUGUGGAGUUUCUCGAAAAAUUGGAGAGUCACUCCAACUCCAGUUCAGCUCGACACCCAUUUUUUUUUUUCCACUACAGCAUAGUUUCCACUACGGCAUAGUUUCCAACAUGCUGAGUCGAUUGUUCCUGCAAAGUCGCGCAACCACGUUAUCUGUAUCAUACAGACGACUUGCUGUCGUUCAGCUUCGUACAUACAAGCGUCCUACUCCGGCGGCAGCUCCUCCAUUACCUAGCUCCAGCAUUUCACCCGCCAGUAAUGCCCAGCCCACGGCUCCUCCAGCCAAAAAGCUCGGUCGCCAACGACGCGACGAAGAGAUCACCGCGAGAUUUAUCACCCUUGUCGAUGAGAAUGGCGCUGUCCAUCGCGAUGUUCGCUUGAAGCAGAUUUUAGGCAACUUAGAUCGCCAAUCGUUCUUUCUAGUUGAAGUCGAUCCCCAAGCUGAACCUCACCCAGUGUGUCGAAUUACACCUAAAAAGGCGGUAUUUGAGAAAACCAAGGCUGCCAAAAGACAGAAUACCGCGCGGCCCGAAGCUGUGCUCAAGGAAGUGACGUUUGGUUGGAACGUGUCCCCGCACGACAUGGGACAUAAGCUCAGCAAGGCAGAACAAUUCCUUGCCAAGGGCAACAAGGUUAAAAUCGAAGUGGUGGCGAAGAAAGGCCAGCAGAGAAUGCCCAGGGAUGCGCAAGAAGCUGUGAUCGAGAAGAUUGUUUCUCAACUCAAGCCGUUCUCAAAAGCCAUGAAAAACCCUAGCUUUGUGCAAGGCGCAACGUGCAUCAUUGUGUUUGAAGGCAAAGCUGCAACUGAAUAGAACUCUCCUUUUGUAUAAUGCCACCCAUCUAUCUUGUUUCUUCCCUCCUCAUGUUUUCACGCAAAGAAAAAAAAAUGAUAAUGUACAGUUAGGCGGCAGUGUUUAAUUUA
Molecule: messenger RNA, 1045 nt
Organism: Umbelopsis ramanniana AG
Lineage: Eukaryota; Fungi; Mucoromycota; Umbelopsidomycetes; Umbelopsidales; Umbelopsidaceae
Exons: 1
Coding region: 234-935 (233 amino acids)
Biological process (GO): mitochondrial translational initiation; ribosome disassembly
Cellular component (GO): mitochondrion
Molecular function (GO): ribosome binding; translation initiation factor activity
Source: RefSeq, a predicted model, not a curated record